Lodderomyces theae is the source of this 3270-nucleotide messenger RNA. RefSeq names its product isoleucine--tRNA ligase (gene ILS1). Gene Ontology annotation, molecular function: isoleucine-tRNA ligase activity; aminoacyl-tRNA deacylase activity; ATP binding. Gene Ontology annotation, biological process: isoleucyl-tRNA aminoacylation. The transcript has a single exon. The record is from RefSeq and is a predicted model, not a curated record. The coding region runs from base 1 to 3270 and encodes 1089 amino acids. Lineage: Eukaryota; Fungi; Ascomycota; Pichiomycetes; Serinales; Debaryomycetaceae.
AUGAGUGAACAAACCUCGGACAACAUACCACAGGGAGCUUUCAGCUUUCCAAGAGAAGAGAGUGAAGUGACUAAACAAUGGGACGAAAUUGAUGCGUUCAAGCGUUCCUUGGAAUUGACCGAAGAUUUACCACCAUUUGCCUUUUUUGAUGGUCCUCCGUUUGCCACAGGUACCCCUCACUAUGGGCACAUCUUGGCUUCCACUGUCAAGGAUAUCAUUCCUCGUUACGCAACAAUGAAUGGGUAUCAUGUAGAGAGAAGAUUUGGUUGGGAUACCCAUGGAUUACCAGUGGAGCACGAGAUUGACAAAAAGUUGGGUAUUACUUCGAAAGAGGAUGUAUAUGCAAUGGGUAUUGACAAGUAUAAUGCUGAAUGUAGAUCAAUUGUCAUGAGGUAUGCUGACGAGUGGAGAAGAACUAUAAAGAAGUUGGGUAGGUGGAUUGACAUGGACAACGAUUACAAGACGUUGUAUCCAGAGUUUAUGGAGUCGGUAUGGUGGGCAUUCAAGCAAUUGUUUGAUAAAGAUGCCGUUUAUAGAGGUUUGAGAGUCAUGCCUUAUUCAACUGCUUGUACUACCCCAUUGUCGAAUUUCGAAGCACAACAAAACUAUAAAGAAGUCAAUGACCCAGCUAUCACCAUUGCAUUCCCAUUAGUUGAUGACCCAGAUACCAUCUUGGUGGCAUGGACCACUACCCCGUGGACUUUACCAGCAAAUAUUGCUUUGGCAGUCAACCCAGACUUCACUUAUGUCAAGAUAUACGAUGAAAAUGCCAAGAAACACUACAUUUUAUUAGAAGCAUUGAUUGGAACGUUGUACAAGAAACCAGCUCAAGCCAAGUAUAAAGUUGUUGAAAAGAUUGCUGGAAAGGAUUUAGUUGGGUUGAAGUACGUGCCAUUGUUUGAUUACUUUUACGACACUUUCAAAGACUAUGGAUUCAAAGUUAUUCCUGGGUCUUAUGUUACUGAUGACUCAGGUACUGGUAUUGUUCAUCAAUCUCCAUCUUAUGGUGAGGAGGAUUUUAACUGUGCGACUGCUGCCGGUGUCAUUACCGAAAAGAGACCACCUCCAAGUGUUGUUGAUGAUACUGGUAAAAUGACCUCCGAGGCCAAAUUAGUAUCGGGAAUGUACUUCAAAGAUGCUGACAAGGUCAUUAUCAAAAAGUUGGUUGAAGAUGGGAGAAUCUUGGUCAACUCUCAAGCUCGACACUCGUAUCCAUUUUGUUGGAGAUCCGAUACCCCAUUGAUGUAUAGAACAGUUCCUGCAUGGUUUGUCAGAGUCGGGGAAAUCAUUCCUGAUAUGUUGAAGAAUAUUGAAAAGACUUCUUGGGUGCCAUCAAAUGUCAAGGAAAAAAGAUUUUCCAACUGGAUUGCCAAUGCCAGGGAUUGGAAUGUUUCGAGAAACAGAUAUUGGGGUACUCCAAUUCCUAUCUGGGUAAGUGAAGAUUUUGAAGAAAUGGUUUGUGUUGGGUCAAUUGAUGAAUUGAAGGAGUUGUCAGGUAGAAAUGACAUUACUGACAUUCAUCGUGAAAGCAUCGAUUCCGUCACCAUUCCAUCCAAAAAGGGUAAAGGUGACUUAAAGAGAAUUGAAGAAGUGUUUGAUUGUUGGUUUGAAUCGGGAUCUAUGCCUUAUGCAUCAAAACAUUAUCCAUUUGAAAACAAACUGAAAUUCCAUGAUGCAUUCCCAGCAAACUUCAUUUCUGAAGGUUUGGACCAAACCAGAGGUUGGUUUUAUACAUUGACGGUUUUGGGAACCCAUUUGUUCAAUACUGCACCUUAUGAAAAUGUCAUUGUUACUGGUAUUGUGUUAGCUGCCGAUGGUAAGAAAAUGUCCAAACGGUUGAAGAACUACCCUGAUCCAACUUUAGUUUUGGACAAGUAUGGUGCUGAUGCAUUGAGAUUGUACUUGAUAAACUCGCCUGUCUUGAGAGCUGAAACUUUGAAAUUCAAGGAGGAUGGAGUCAGAGAGAUUGUUUCAAGUGUAUUAUUGCCAUGGUAUAACUCAUACAAGUUUUUCAAAGAUAGUGCUGACUUGUUCAAAAAGAACACUGGUGAGACUUUUGUCUACGAUGCUAGCUUGAAGUCAACAAACAUUAUGGAUAGAUGGUUACUAGCAUCCAUUCAAUCUUUGAUCCAAUUUAUUCACGAAGAAAUGAAGGGGUACAGAUUAUACACCGUGGUUCCAAGAUUAUUGGCGUUCAUUGACGACUUGACCAACUGGUACAUUAGAUUCAAUCGUCGUAGAAUCAAGGGUUAUUCAGCUGACGAUGUUGAGGAUACCAAAAAGGGGCUCAACACAUUGGCGGAAGCGUUGUUGAUCAUAUCUAGAGCCAUGUCUCCAUUCACUCCAUACUUGGCUGAUGGUAUCUACCAAAGAAUCAAGCAAUACUUCACUGAAGAAACUUUGAAUGGAAUUGUUGUUAACCCAAAACAUAAGGAUUUACGUUCGGUUCACUUUUUGCAUUACCCGCAAGUUCGUCCAGAGUUGUUUGACAAGCAAAUUGAAGUUGCCGUUGGCAGAAUGCAAAAAGUUAUUGAUUUGGGAAGAAACAUUCGUGAAAAGAAGAUGAUUUCAUUAAAGACACCAUUACAGGAGUUGGUCAUUAUCAACUCAGAUCCCGAGUUCCGUAAAGAUGUUGAAUCUUUGAAAGGGUACAUUAGUGAUGAGUUGAAUGUACGUGAUAUCAUCAUUACCGAUGACGAAUCAAAGUAUUCUGUUGAGUACUCACUUGCUGCUGACUGGCCAGUCUUGGGUAAGAAGUUAAAGAAGGAUGCCAAGAGAGUUAAAGCUGCAUUGCCCCACGUGUCAUCUGACGAAGUUAAGCAGUUUGCUUCAACAGGUAAGAUCACCGUUGAUGGAAUUGAUUUAGUUGAAGAAGAUUUGCAAGUGUUGAAGGGGUUGUCUGAAUCAAAGACUUCUCAUGGUCAAGAAUUCAGAUCGUAUCAGGAUUUGUUAAUCAUUUUGGACAUUAAUGUCCAUCCUGAAUUGGAAAGUGAAGGAUUGGCUAGAGAAUUGUUGAAUAGAAUUCAAAGAUUGAGGAAAAAGGCAGGAUUGAACUCUACUGAUGAUGUGUUGGUAAAGUACAAAUUGAUCAAGGACCACUGUGCAUUUGAAACUAUGAUUGAACAAAAUAAGGACUUGAUUAUAAAGACUACAAAGUAUCCUGUUGAGGCAGUUGAAUCUGAGGAUGGUGCAAGUGCAGAAGUUGUCAUUAUCGAUGAAGAGCAGCAAAUUAAUGAAACUGUAUUCAACUUGCAAUUGUUGAAAUUGUAA